GUGCUCUUAUUACAACACUGGCACGAGCAUUACUCAUUCAUUCAAGCUGAGGCACUCGGAGCAUUUAUUAGGGGCUCGCUGCCUCUCACUCAGAGUCCUGUCUCCGCUCGAGACCUUUAGCUCCAGGCAGCUCAGAUACUUUUAGGAAACAGCUGGAGAAUGCUGCCUCAAGAAAUGCUUUCCUUGCUUAUACUGUUUUGUGCUUUCAGGGCUUCUGUUUCUGUUCUGGAUGAAGAUGACGACUAUGAUCUCAUGUACGUGAAUCUGGAUAAUGAAAUUGAAGGUCCCGUUCUUGGUACUGAGGAAACUGUUUCAUGCGACUGUCAGCGAGAACACACAGAAUGGGACAAGCUCUUCAUCAUGCUUGAGAACUCACAGAUGAAAGAGAACAUGAUGCUCCAGGCUAUGGAUGAGAUCCUCAAGGUGGAACUACAGACCGUGCAAGCAGAGCUGAGCCGGUUCACAGCCAGCUUCGCCAGCACGCUCACCACAGCGGUCGAGAAAGUCACUUCCCACGUCGUGUCACAGGUAGAGCGGGCACUCGUGAGGAACGAUGAGCAAGCUCAAGCAGCCGAGAAGCUCCACGAGCCGGAACAAGGCAAGGUUCUUGAACACGUUCUGUCACUGAGCCACAACGUGUCCAACAGACUCAGCCAGCUGGAGAGUGUCUGGCAGAGGAGAUCCGAGGCGGAGGCUCAAGAGACGGCUUUUCAGCAGCAGGAUAAAUUCAGUCACAUCAGAGGAGACGGUUUCGUCUUGAACUCUCUGUGGAAAGAGCUACAGCAAACCAGAGCUGAACUGAAGGCAUCUCAAAAAUGGGCAGCUCAGCACUUACUGCCAGCAGGGUGUGAAACAGCAAUUUUAUUCCCAAUGCGUUCAAAAAAGAUAUUUGGGAGUGUGCACCCAACUGCUGACAUGACACUCCACUCCUUCACCGCCUGUAUUUGGAUCAAAGUGACCGAGGCUUUGGACAAAACUGUUGUCUUCUCCUAUGGAACAAAGACAAAUCCGUAUGAAAUUCAGCUUUAUCUCAGCCAGGAAUCUGCAGUGCUUGCUGUAGGUAGUGACCAGCACAAGUUAACUGUGAAAAACGUAAUUGUUUCUGGAAAGUGGAUCCAUCUUUGUGGCACCUGGAGUUCAGGAAAUGGAACCGCAUCACUGUGGGUAAACGGAGAGCUUGCAGCUACCACCUCCGAAAUUGCAGACACUCACACAAUUCCAGGUGGAGGAAUUCUGCAGAUCGGCCAAGAAAAGAAUGGUUGCUGUGUUGGAGGAGGAUUUGACGAAGCUUUAGCCUUCUCAGGAAAGUUAACUGGCUUUAAUAUGUGGGACAGAGUGCUCAACGAUGAAGAGAUAGCAAUGCAGAGCGGAGAGGAUGCAUGCAGCAUCAGGGGCAAUAUCGUUGGGUGGGGAGUCACUGAAGUUUUGCCAUACGGAGGAGCUCAGUAUGUUUCUUAAAAUCUGACAAAGUAGAUUCUGAACCAAAGAACAUAGUUAACUAAGAGCAGAAUACCAAUAUGUACAAGUAAACAGAGCCUUAGGAGCCCGAGUCUCAAAUUCCCAAGGAAGAUUAGCAUUGUAAGUUUACAAAAUGAGGUACUGUGGAGAUGGGAUUUGAUCUCCGCCUGCUGUUUUGGCAAAACACCGAAAAAAUACAUCAAGCAAUGACAUUGGAAAAGCUGUUCCUGAGGUCAGACAACUGCUGUCUCCCUAGCUUAGUGUUUUCAGAUUUAUAGAAGUGAGUGCCACUGUGGACAUUUCAGAGCAGGAUUUUGGCUCCUGGAAUCUGCGCUAAACUAAGUAUAUCAGGUAAAUGGCUGACCUAUUCUCUGCAGCAGACAUAAGGCUGUGUGCAUCUUCCAGGCUUCUCCAGUCAUCAAUUUUUAUAGUGCUAAUGUGAAUUGUACAGAUGAACCAUAUAAGCCAAGUGUGUUGUUUAUUAAUCCUUAGCAAUUUGUAGACUAUAAUAAAACUAGUUCCUUGUUUGAAACAUUAUUUAUACCAUAGAUUGAUCUAACAUAAAAGUAAUAUUCCUCCAUUAUAAUCUGAUGUUACAUUUUGAGGAAAAAAGUGCAGCUGUAUUAUAUUGUAAAUUCACUUGGUAUUAAUUUUAUUGAAAUUAUUUUUGUAAGUUGUUCUGUAAAUAAAGAUACUUUACUAGAAUAAUA
Dromaius novaehollandiae (emu) is the source of this 2168-nucleotide messenger RNA. RefSeq names its product pentraxin 3 (gene PTX3). Gene Ontology annotation, molecular function: complement component C1q complex binding. The record is from RefSeq and is a predicted model, not a curated record. Lineage: Eukaryota; Metazoa; Chordata; Aves; Casuariiformes; Dromaiidae. Gene Ontology annotation, biological process: innate immune response; host-mediated suppression of viral proces. The coding region runs from base 160 to 1458 and encodes 432 amino acids. The transcript is spliced from 3 exons.